Molecule: messenger RNA, 3201 nt
Organism: Pollicipes pollicipes
Lineage: Eukaryota; Metazoa; Arthropoda; Thecostraca; Pollicipedomorpha; Pollicipedidae
Exons: 4
Coding region: 48-2021 (657 amino acids)
Biological process (GO): anatomical structure morphogenesis
Source: RefSeq, a predicted model, not a curated record
GGGAGGAGACGACUGCUGCCGAGAACCCGCCGGAAACCCAGAGCACGAUGCGGUCUGGCCUGCUGCUGCUGGUCUGCUGGGCGGCGCUGGCCGCGGCCCAGCAGGACUGCGCCGACGAGGACACCAGCUUCGAGCUGGUCACCGGCUACGUGUACAGCGCGCCGGCCGACAUGCUGGACUCGCGGGCCGGCACGCUCAUGCUCACCGAGUGCAUCGACAUGUGCCGCCAGAACUCCUCCUGCCAGGCCUUCAACUACGAGACUGGCCUCUGCGUGCUCAUCGACUCCACCGCUGAUGGUCAGGAAGAGUCGAUGACCAAGUCGCAGUUCCCGGUGUUCACCAUGUACGUGCAGAAGAUGUGUUACGCUGACGCGCCCAAGUGCGGCAAGGCCUGGGCGUUCGAGCGUGUGCAGAACUACACGCUGGCCGACGUGGCCAAGAAGACUGUGCAGGUGGAGAGUCGGCUGGCGUGCGAGAAGGCUUGCCUCGCCGAGACGGAGUUCGUCUGCAGGUCGGCCGCCUACUCGGACGAGGCGGGCUCGUGCCAGCUGUCGGACAUGGACCGCCACACCACGGCCGGCAUGGGCCUGUUCCGCGAGAGCGACGGCAUCGACUACCUGGAGAACAACUGCGUCGACGAGCCGGUCAAGCUGUGCGAGUUCCAGCAGAUCAGCGAGCGCAUUCUGAAGACGGUCGACUCGGUGCACCAGGAGGUCGAGUCGAUCGAGGCGUGCCGCGAGUUGUGCCUGACGGCUAGCUUCCGCUGCCACACGUACGACUACGGCGACACGGGCGACAAGGUCUGCCGGCUCAGCCAUCACUCCAUCGCCACGCUGACGCACAUCGAGGAGGCCUACCUGCAGAUCCCCGGCUCCACCAGCUACGAGCUCAGCUCCUGCUACAACGUCACCAUCGACUGCCGCGCCGGCAACAUGGUCGCCCGCAUCAAGACCAGCAAAGUGUUCAACGGCAAGAUCUAUGCCAAGGGCAACCCCAACACGUGCGUCACCGACGUGAACGGCAGCCUGGAGUUCGAGCUGACCAUGGGCUACAGCGACCUCGAGUGCGACGUGAAACGCGACGGGCCGGGCAAGUACCACAACGACGUGGUGUUGCAGCACCACGACCGCAUCGUCACCUCGGCCGACCUGGGGCUCAGCGUACACUGCCAGUACGACCUGAGCAACAAGACGGUCAGCAACGAGGUGGACCUCGAGGUCAAGGGCGACAUCCAGCCGGUGCUGGAGGAGGAGGCGGUGGUCGACUCGCCGAACGUGCUGAUGCGCAUCACCGACCCGGACGGCAGCGAGGUGCAGGCGGCCAGCGUCGGCGACGCGCUCAGCCUGCGCUUCCUGAUCAUGGACCCCAUGUCGCCGUACGAGAUCUUCGUGCGCGACUUGAUCGCCAUGGACGGCUCCAACAACAACGAGAUCCUGCUGAUCGACGCCGACGGCUGCCCCACCGACGAGAGCAUCCUGGCGGCGCUGCUGCGCGUCAACGACACCAAGGAGCUGGCGUCCGCCUUCGACGCGUUCAAGUUCCCCACCUCGGACGUGGUGCAGUUCCGCGCACUGGUCACGCCGUGCUUGCCGCGCUGCGAGCCGGCCGUCUGCGACGUGCGCGACUACGCGGGCAGCCUGCGUCAGACCGAGAGCUACGGCCGGCGCCGGCGCAGCCUCGACCGCGUGCGCCGCGCCGCCGAGACCGACGAGCUGCUCGUCGUCCAGUCGAUCCGCAUCGACGACAAGUACGCGGCGCGGCGGCGCGGCGCGCCGGCCGGCACGCCCCGUCUGGACGGCCCGGACGCUGUCGAGACCACGGCCGACGGCUUCUGCGUCAACACCAUGGGCCUGGUGGUGGGCUGCUCGCUGUUCCUGCUGGCGCAGCUGGCCGUGAUCACCGCCUGGAUGUACGGCUGCCAACGACGCCGGCGCAGCAAGCUGGACGACAGCUACCCGGAGACGACAACCAGCAGCCUGGCCCAGCUCUACGACUCGGGGUACUCAGCGCACCGCGCCUGAGCGGCGCUGACGCCUGUUGUCCAUCUCUACGGCCGCCGGCAGCGAGCGCCGCCUCGGCUCGACCGUUCGCCUGUGGCGGGCCCGCCUCGCUGCUGCAGGCAGCCGUUAUCGAGCACGUGACAGCGGAUGAAGACGCAAUCCAGCAGGUGCCGACACGGACCGGGGCCGCCUGCCGCAGCCUCGGGUGGCCCUCUGGUGAGCUCCGCUCGGAAGGCACGUUGUUCGACGGCGACAGCUGACCCACUCACGUUUCAAGACCAUGGGGCAUUGAUGGCAUUUGGAGCCAAACGUUUAUUUUAGGCACGAAGGACUAGAGAAUGUUUUACGUUGAUUGUAACCAUGAGCAGCUUUGCGUGCUUUUAAGUGGCAUUAUCGUCCCGCGAAAUGUGCAUCGGUUUGGUCCGGGAGGGAAUGCAGGGUAACGUUUCGAUAGACGCUCUUCUGUGGACGACUGGGUGGGAAGGGCAAACGGACCACCCGCCAGUACAUUAUCAGAAGCAUGAAUUUCACGUCCAGCACCUUCAGAACACCGGCGGCAACAAGAAGAGGACAGCUUUGAGCACCAUCUGCGGUCAUGUUUCCGCCAUUAUUCUACAGCUCACGCCCAAUGUUUUGUUGUUUUGUUAACGAUUUGAGCAAUCUGGCUAAGGUCGGUUAUUGCUGGUUUCGCCAAUUUUGACUGGAGUGGUAGUCAACCUAUGUCAGACUGUUUCAGACUGACCAAGCAUUUGAUUGGUCGAUCUCCUUUGGCAGUUUGACUUUGUUGGCUUCGAGCGGCUACCUUGAUAUUUCUUAGGGUGAUCUGUAAUAUCAAAAUGUCCUCGCGGUUGCGCGGCACUUUUCCAACGGACGUGGUUAUGCAAGCUGAACGACCAGGCGCUCUUCCACCUGUUCCUAGAACGUGCUGGAUUUGCCGCCUCGUCGUCGCUUGAAUGCACGUCCUAUACGGCACUGAAGCGAUGCGCGUUGUUGCAUACCUAAGUUAACUGAUGUGUGCGUGUGUGCGUGUGGUGUGCGACAGGAGCAUCGAGAAAACCGAGUCUCGCUCGUGGUGCAUUGCGCUGUUGAAUGACCUCCAUACCAGUGGCAUUAAGAGGUGGUAAUGUUCUAUUGUUGAGUUAGGUGUACCGUGAGCGCUGCUCACCCUGUCAUGCGUUCAAUACAGCUCAUCUGAUGCUUU